Messenger RNA from Oldenlandia corymbosa var. corymbosa, 651 nucleotides. The record is from the annotation of a GenBank genome assembly. Lineage: Eukaryota; Viridiplantae; Streptophyta; Magnoliopsida; Gentianales; Rubiaceae.
AUGAUCUUCCGAAACGAAUCUGCCAUGGCACUAAGAAACACUCUUACUUCCAGGAAAUUACGUAUGAAAAAUCUUCCUCAAUAUUGCACUGAAUGCAAAAAGGUUGGACAUAGAUUGAAGGAUUGCCGGCAUGCCGAUGAAAAAACUAAAGCGUAUUCAUCAGGUUUGACAGUACAGGAAAAGGAGAAUAUAUUGAUAGAUAUUGAAAAUAAAAACCCGAUCACUAUUUCAAACUCCUCAGCAAAAAGAAAUGUAUCAAAGGAACAGUUAAGUGCUCUUCUGGAAAACAGCAAGAGCGAAGAACCUGUAAGCAUGGAUGGGAAGAUGAAGAGCCACAAAAGAAUUCUAAUUAAAGACAACGGCCAGAAGCAACCCGUCGCCGAAAUUCCGCAGGUAAAGUUGCCUGACAGAUUUGCUGCACUAGAGAAUUUGCAGGAUGAUAGUGUUUUGGAAGCUGGUCACAAUGAUGAAGUAGAAGUUCUUGAUUCUCAAACGGAACGAACAGAAAAGGAUGAUGAAAUAGAUUCCGAAACAGAAAUGGUCUAUGCGGACAAUCCACUUGAGGAAGAAAGAGUAGCUAUCGCAAUUUCUGAGGCUGCUCAUGAUGAUCUUGGAAUUGGGAUGAAAUCAGCUACAGAAGAUCACCACUAA